Lepus europaeus (European hare) is the source of this 3627-nucleotide messenger RNA. RefSeq names its product tripartite motif containing 35 (gene TRIM35). The record is from RefSeq and is a predicted model, not a curated record. Bases 49 to 1530 code for a protein of 493 amino acids. The transcript has 6 exons. Gene Ontology annotation, molecular function: protein binding; zinc ion binding. NCBI's taxonomy places the organism in Eukaryota, Metazoa, Chordata, Mammalia, Lagomorpha, Leporidae. Gene Ontology annotation, biological process: positive regulation of apoptotic process; innate immune response.
GAGGGGCCGGGUGGAAAGUUGCGAGCGCUGAAGGCGGCGGCUCGUGCCAUGGAGCCUGGCCCUGCCGUGUCCCCUGGGCCUUCCCGCUCCUUCAAGGAGGAGCUGCUCUGCGCCGUCUGCUACGACCCCUUCCGCGACGCCGUGACUCUGCACUGCGGCCACAACUUCUGCCGCGGGUGCGUGAGCCGCUGCUGGGAGGUGCAGGUGACGCCCACCUGCCCGGUGUGCAAGGAUCGCGCGUCCCCCGCCGACCUGCGCACCAACCACACCCUCAACAACCUGGUGGAGAAGCUGCUGCGCGAGGAGGCCGAGGGCGCGCGCUGGGCCGGCCAUCGCUCGCCGCGCCUCUGCCGCCUGCACCGCGGCCAGUUCAGCCUCUUCUGCCUGGAGGAUAAGGAGCUUCUGUGCUGCUCGUGCCAGGCCGACCCCCGGCACCAGGGCCACCGCAUGCAGCCGGUGAAGGACACUGCCCAGGACUUCCGGGCCAAGUGCAGGAACAUGGAGCAUGCACUGCGGGAGAAAGCCAAGGCCUUCUGGGCCAUGCGGCGCUCCUAUGAGGCCAUGGCCAAGCACAAUCAGGUGGAGGCGGCCUGGCUGGAGGGCCGCAUCCGGCAGGAGUUUGACAAGCUCCGCGAGUUCUUGAGGGUGGAGGAGCAGGCCCUCCUGGACGCCAUGGCCGAGGAGACCCGGCAGAAGCAGCUUCUGGCCGACGAGAAGAUGAAGCAGCUCGCCGAAGAGACCGAGGCGCUGGCCCGUGAGAUCGAGCGGCUGCAGGUGGAGAUGAAGGAAGACGACAUUUCUUUCCUCAUGAAACACAAGAGCCGAAAACGGCGGCUCUUCUGCACCAUGGAGCCGGAGCCCGUCCAGGCUGGCAUGCUCAUCGACAUCUGCAAGUACCUGGACUCCCUGCAGUACCGCGUCUGGAAGAAGAUGAUCACAUCUGUGGAAUCUGUGCCCUUCAGCUUAGAUCCCAACACUGCAGCCGGCUGGCUCUCUGUGUCCGAUGACCUCACCAGCGUCACCAACCACGGCUACCGCGUGCAGGUGGAGAACCCGGAGCGCUUCUCCUCGGCGCCCUGCCUGCUGGGCUCCCGGGUCUUCUCGCAGGGCUCCCACGCCUGGGAAGUGGCCCUGGGCGGGCUGCAGAGCUGGCGGGUGGGCGUGGUGCGGGUGCGGCAGGACUCGGGUGCCGAGGGCCACUCGCACAGCUGCUACCACGACACGCGCUCGGGCUUCUGGUACGUGUGCCGCACGCAGGGGGUGGAGGGGGACCAUUGCGUGACCUCGGACCCGGCCACGUCGCCGCUGGUGCUGGCCAUCCCGCGCCGCCUGCGCGUGGAGCUGGAGUGCGAGGAGGGCGAGCUGUCCUUCUACGACGCCGAGCGCCACUGCCACCUGUACACCUUCCAUGCCCGCUUCGGGGAGGUGCGGCCCUACUUCUACCUAGGGGGCGCGCGAGGGGAUGGGCCCCCGGAGCCUCUGCGCAUCUGCCCCCUGCGUGUGUCCAUCAAGGAAGAGCUGGAUGGCUGAGCAGGCCGGGGUCUUGCACUGGGGGUCCUGUUUCCUUCCUACCGCUCCUCCGCAGCUCACCCUGCGUCAGUGUCUCCCGACUGUCUCACAGGACUCUCCCUGCGACUCCAGGCCCCAAGCCGCUUGCUUUUUUCUCUUCUCGCCUCUUGCCCCCCUUAAAAGCCACCUGGGAACCCCUUGAACCCAGGCUCUGUGGAGCCCUGGUACCUUCAGGAUGUGAAUUUUUAAAACCUCAUUCCAGGAUUUCUGGCGAUGUUAGCUUUUAGGAUGGACCUCUUAAUCUGGGAGACAGCUGCCCACUGAAAAAGUUGGUUGCUCAGUUCUCCAGGGGAUGGAGGGCUAACAAGGAAGUGCCAGCCAAAGGCAGGAGGCAGGAGAAGUGAGAAAAGCAUGGGCUGGUGCCCUGGCUGUGUUUAUCUGGGGGAAGGGGUGGGUAAGGCUGCCUGGGCAGGGCAGGCAGGUGCAGGAGUGACUGGCGUGAAUGGCUCUAGCAGCCCUGGGUCUUAGGGGCUGCCCUUGUGAUCUGAUCCUGGCCCUGGAGUGUGAGAGCCAUGUAGGCUGUGGGGCUGUAGCUCUGGGUAGCGUGGUUUGCACAGGGAAGGCACUCUUUCCAGCGAGCCGCUGGCUCUCUAGGAAUUGGUUGCAUGGGAAGGGCAUCUUUCCAUGGCCAAUGAGGCCUGGGAUGCUGGACAAGAAAAGAGCAUUCGUUCAGGGCAGCUGUUGUGUCUUUGGGAUAGGACCCAAGACUCAGCUAAUCCACCCCUUAUGUCAGUAUCUUUUUAUUUUCUUCUUAAAAGACUUAUUUAUUUAUUUGAAAGUCAGAGUUACAGAGAGAGAGAAGGAUAGGCAGAGAGAGAGAGAGAGGUCCUCCAUCUGCUGGUUCACUCUCCAAUUGGCCACAACGGCUGGAGCUGUGCCGAUCCGAAGCUAGGAGCCAGGAGCUUCCUCCAGGUGUCCCACGUGGGUGCAGGGGCCCAAGGACUUGGGCCUUCUUCUGCUCUCCCAGGCCAUAGCAGAGAGCUGGAUCGGAAGUGGAACAGCUGGGUCUUGAACCGGUGCCCAUAUGGGAUGCUGGCACUGCAGGCAGUGGCUUUACCCACUACUCCACAGCGCUGGCCCCCUUAUGUUUGUAUCUUAAAAGGGCUCCAUGUAGCCUCCCCGGGGGCCCCACAGGGUGGGAGACCAUAAUGUCCAUCCCCUCCAAUGUAUUUGUGCUUCUUGGACAACUUCCUCUGAAUAGAGGUUCCAGAGAACUGCAGAACAAAGUUCUGGAAACCGUGGUUCCAGCCUGUUCCCUCUCUGGCCUCAGUUUCCUCGUGUGUCCCUGUAGGGCUGAGGAUGAUGACGCUCUGUGAUCGCUGCACAGGAAAUCCUCCUGAGUCAUUUUCCCCAAGGCGUGCGGAGGAAGGGAAAGGGGAAGAAAGGGGUGCGGCCUGGGGGUGGCCCUGUGGCUGCCACCCUGGACACCAGGGGAGAGAAGGGAGGCAGACGCCGCACUCUUGCCUUUGCUGACUCAGGCUGCUCGUCCUUGCUGUCCCGACUCUUGGGUUUUCAUCCCAACUUCUCCCCACCACCACGCCCACAGACCUGUGCCUCCUCACAUGUGCCUGCAGAUCGUUUUUAAUUGCCAAAUCUCCCCGUGGCCCUGGAUCACCAUACCCCGGGAGGCAGCCUUGUAAAAGGACGUAGUUCCCUGUAGAAGUAGGGUUAACUGUCUGGGUGUGUUUCUGACCAAGGACUUGGCAUUCCACCUGUACCCUACCUCUCAGUACACACAAACAGGCAUUUGAAAGAAAAACUAGGACUUGUACCUAUACAUGUUGUGUACACUGGUUACAUAAACAGUAGGGCCACGGGGAGGGACCAGGUAGGAAGUGCCACUGUGUGAAGUGGGCCAGGUUAAGGGUGGUGAGGAUGUUGGCCAACUGGUACACGUGCCUGGCUGAAAGACACUCAGGCUGAGAAAGUUCAAGCACAUCUGAAAGUGUAUACCCUCUACUAUCAAGUAUUCAUGUAGCCCAUAAAUAUAAUUUCUAUGUAAUGAAUGUGACCUGAGAUUAUUUUGUUAGUUAUAAUAAUAAACUUUUUAAAAUGGUU